Messenger RNA from Quercus robur (English oak), 1371 nucleotides. Its product is annotated as magnesium dechelatase SGRL, chloroplastic. NCBI's taxonomy places the organism in Eukaryota, Viridiplantae, Streptophyta, Magnoliopsida, Fagales, Fagaceae. The record is from RefSeq and is a predicted model, not a curated record. The coding region runs from base 348 to 1058 and encodes 236 amino acids. The transcript is spliced from 5 exons.
UCAUUUUCUCAGCCUCCAAACACUUCUCUCUCUCUCUCUCUCUCUCUCUUUCUCUCUAGCUCUCACAGAGAACAAUGAGGCACAACCUAGAUAUUUUGGUUCAAGUUCGAGUGAGAAUCGAUCUCUCUCUUUUCUCAACUUGUUCACUACGAAGAGCAUUUCGUUAAUGGUGGAUCUUACUCCCUGAGUUGAACUGAACUGAAGCGAGUACGAGAUCGACAACAAUGUUGGACGGACUUCUCGGUCGGAGCGAGUACGAGAUCUUUAAGUGAGUCGAAUCGUUAAUGGUGGACCUUACUCCCUGAGUCGAAUCGUUCACUGGUUGUAGUAAGUCAUUGAUUAAAUUGAUGAAGACUCGGAUCAGUGUGAUACGGAGGAAGCGAAAGGCGACUGAGAAGUUUUUGAAGAAAGAUGUGGCUGAUUUGCUUGCGAAUGGACUCGAUAUCAAUGCCCAUGGAAGAGCUGUUAGGCUUUUGGGUCCUCCAGCAAGAUUUGAAGCUUCAAAGCUGAAAGUUGUUUUCUUAGGAGAAGAGUUAAACAAGUAUUCAGGAAUUCUUCCAAGAACCUACAUCCUAUCCCACUGUGACUUUACAGCUAACUUAAACUUGACCAUCUCUAAUGUCAUAAAUCUUGAUCAGUUAAGAGGCUGGUAUAACAAAGAUGAUGUAGUUGCCGAAUGGAAGAAAGUGAAAGACGAUAUGUGUCUACAUGUCCACUGCUAUGUGAGUGGUCCAAAUCCCCUGCUAGACCUUGCUGCAGAGUUUCGGUACCACAUAUUCUCCAAGGAAUUGCCUUUGGUGCUUAAAGCUGUGUUACAUGGGGAUUCAGUACUUUUCCGAGACCAUCCUGAGCUACUGGAUGCUUUGGUUAGGGUAUAUUUCCAUUCUAGUUCACAAAAGUACAAUCGCACAGAAUGUUGGGGUCCUCUCAAGAAAGCUGCAGAGGGAAGACAAGGGGACCAGAUCCAAGGCUUGAUGAGUGCAAGUGAAGAUGGUUUGAAGCAAAAGUGGGGAAAACCAAGAUCCAUUUUUCAAGCUCUUUUUACUUUCCUUCUUUGAAGUCAGAAGCACCUUAUUCUCGAAGUGCUCUCUGUUCAUGCCGCAAGGAUUGUUAUUUCAGGUGCCUGAGGCAUAGCAGGGUCCAUUCUUAGCAAAACCUUAACAAAUGGGAAGAGACUAAAGGCCAACCUCAAGUUGCAUAAAAAAUGUGGGGUCCUGAUUCUUUUUCAAUUAACACAUUUGUUCAAUUGGAAAUAUUGACUCACUAUUAUUGUGUGACUGAGACCUUUUUUCAUCUGGUAAAUCAGAAAAUGGCUCAUUUAUUUGUUUCAAACUUUUCAUGUGUAUCUUAGUUGUAUACUUCUAUAUGCCA